AUGGGUUUUGGUUCAACUUCUGCUUAUUCUAAUAAAAGGCACUACCUUUUAGUUUUCUUCUUCCGUUUCUUGUUUUGGGCUUUGAAUGUGCGGUUGGUGAUUUUCAUUCUUGAAUUGAAUUGUGUGCAGGCUGUCGACACAGCCGUGAGGGUCUUGAAGGAAGGCGGGAUGGAUGCUAUUAAGCUGGAAGGUGGGGCCCCUUCAAGAAUCACUGCAGCCAAAGCGAUAGUCGAGGCCGGUAUUGCCGUGAUGGGCCAUGUGGGACUUACACCUCAGGCCAUUAGUGUUCUCGGAGGUUUCAGGCCACAGGGAAGAAAUGUCGAUAGUGCAGUCAAGGUUGUGGAGACUUCAAUGGCCUUGCAAGAGGCGGGAUGUUUUGCUGUUGUGUUGGAAUGUGUUCCUCCGCCUGUGGCUGCAGCCGCAACUUCGGCUCUUCAGAUCCCUACCAUUGGCAUAGGGGCUGGGCCUUUUUGCAGUGGUCAGGUUUUGGUUUACCACGACCUUCUCGGGAUGUUACAGCACCCGCACCACGCGAAGGUAACUCCAAAGUUCAGUAAACAGUACGCGCGCGUGGGGGAAGUGAUCAACAAGGCUCUCGUUGAGUACCAAAAAGAAGUCACAGACGGAACUUUUCCGGGCCCGGCCCACAGCCCAUAUAAAAUCAGCAAAGCUGACACGAACGGGUUUUUGCAGGCACUGGAGAAAAUGGGUUUGGGUGAUGCUGCAGUAGCAGCAGCAGAUGCAGCUGAAAAAUUUGAAGCCACAGAAAAAUGA
Messenger RNA from Striga hermonthica, 774 nucleotides. The record is from the annotation of a GenBank genome assembly. NCBI's taxonomy places the organism in Eukaryota, Viridiplantae, Streptophyta, Magnoliopsida, Lamiales, Orobanchaceae.